AUGAAAGCGGUCCCCAAGACCAACGUCAAGUCGACAAAAAAGAAGCCUCUGUCCAAGCACGCUCGUCGGGAUGCGAGUAGCAGCAGCAGUGACAGCGGCAGCAGUGACGACAGCGACGUCAAGGCCCGUCGCCGCCCACGACAUAUUCAACGCCAACCGCCACCAAUUGCCAAACCUACCACAUUGAUGCCGCAACCAACCCACCACGAGAAGACGCUCCGAGCUGUUUUUGACAAGUAUGACGCCGAUGCCGAUGGUGUUCUCUCGUUUUCCGACUUGCGAAAGGCCCUUGCAUCCCGCCAACUGCGUGACGUUGAGAUUCGCCAGUGGCUCCUCGAACACGACACGAGCGGCCACGGCCAUGUCUCGUUCGCUGACUUUGUCAAGCAUUACGCGACACCGACGUCAGGAAAAGCCUCCAAACCUCCAGCGUCGCAAGUCCAACGGCCGUCGAUGCCGACGACCGAGCUGUACCGACCACCGCCAACCGGGUAUGAAAGCGGUAGCUAUCGCUUGGGCGGGACGACCGGCGACGUCGAGCAGCGGCGGCAACUGCGCCGGCUUUUUGAGGCAUACGACUAUGACAGCGACGGCAAGGUCUCGGCCCGGGACCUGCGCACGUUCUUUUGUCAACAAGGCCGGACUGACGUGGACGACGACAUGAUUCAGGAAUGGAUUCUGGCCAAAGAUCGCAAACAACUCGGUGCUGUCGACCUCGAAGACUUUUUAGCUGCGUACGAAGGCACGCACCGCCGGGCCAACCUUGGUUAA
Messenger RNA from Saprolegnia parasitica CBS 223.65, 771 nucleotides. RefSeq lists its product as hypothetical. The record is from RefSeq and is a predicted model, not a curated record. Gene Ontology annotation, molecular function: calcium ion binding. The coding region runs from base 1 to 771 and encodes 256 amino acids. The transcript has a single exon. Lineage: Eukaryota; Oomycota; Saprolegniomycetes; Saprolegniales; Saprolegniaceae.